GAAGAAGAUAUAUUUAAAAAUGUCUGGCAUUAGCUUCAGCGUUUUAUCAAUGCAGUUUUUUUAACUGAAGUGUCGUAAGUUUCACAAUCAAUUAAAAUAUGGCUGUCAUAGCAGCUGCCCAACUCUUGGACGAGUUAAUGGGUAGAAAUAGAAACGUAGCACCUAACGAAAAAUUCAAGGAAGUGAACUGGGAGGAUGCCGAAUAUUGCAAAUUUUUCUUAGUCAAGUUUUGUCCCCACGACUUAUUUGUAAACACAAGAAACGAUCUAGGUGCCUGCCCUAAAGUCCACGAUGAAGAAGCUCGAAAAUUAUUCGAAAAAGCUAAACCGAUUCAUCAUAGAAAACUUCAAUACCAAGAAGAUUUCCUUCGGUUUUGUGCUUCCAUGAUGAACGAUGUCGAGCGUAGAAUUAUCAAAGGUAAGCAAAGAUUAGCUUUAAAUGCGAGUGCUAAGGAAACACCACCUUCCGCUCAAUCUCAACAAAAUGAAGAGCAGAUAAAUAUCUUGAAUGAAAAGAUAGAGGAUUUAGAAGCACAAGCAGAAAAAGCCGGUACAGAAGGUAACGUAGAGCAUGCCCAAGGGAUAUUAAAACUUUGUGACCAACUUAAAGAAGAAAGAGACGCUCUACUCAAACCGGAAGGUGUUCAAUCCAGCACAGCCGAACUUGCAGCUGCACAAGAAAAACAAAUGGAAGUAUGUGAAGUUUGCGGCGCGUUUCUUAUCGUAGGAGACGCCCAACAACGUCUAGAAGAUCAUUUAAUGGGAAAACAACACAUGGGGUUCUCUAGAAUGAAAACAGCCGUAGAUGAAAUAACAGAAGCCGUCAGAGAAGCCAGAGAAAUGUUAUAUGGCGGAAGAUCUUCAGACAAGAGAGAAAAAGAUCGCUUAAAAGAUUUUUCAAGAAAAGACAAACAAAAGAAAGAACGGGAUUACGAAAAGGAUCUAGAAAAAGCUCGAUCGGAACAUAGAGAAAAAGAAGAAAAAGAAAAGGAGAACGAACGGGAUAGAAGAGCUAGGGAAAAAUUAAAAAUGGAAGAACGUAAUGAACGAAGAGAAACUCAUCGAGAAAGAGAACCGCAUAGGGAAAAAGAUCGACACAGAGAGCGCGAUCGGGAACGACACAGAGAUAGGGAAAAAGAAGAAAGAAGACAUAAAGAUACUAGUCGUCAUCGAUACAGUCACCAUAGGCGUAAACAUUAAAUAUCAGUAAAUUUUUUUCGAUACAGGUGCCUGUCCUGUGGGAUGUAUCUCAUGUUUAAUCAGAAUAAUGCAGAACACCCGGUGUAUAUUUAAAUUAAUAAGCAAAAUGAAGGUAUACAACGCCCCCUAGUUUUCGAAGAGAUCAUCUAGCUACAAUUUUAAUGCUCCCGGAUAGCUUUCCAUAACGGUAUCACUUUUAUUUAUACAUAUAUCAUAUUUUUUUUUAAUGUCAAUUAUUAUUUUUUUUUAAAUUAUAUACCAUAUUUGAUGUCACGUGAAAUAUUUCCAGAAAUCAUGGUACACGACCAAGACGCUGCAAAAAAAUUGAUCUUCAGGAAUAUACAUGUAUAUAAUUGAAGAUAUGGGUCGAUAUAUUCAUGGAGGGCGUCGACCAAAAGUGUUACCAUCACCACCGGGAAAAAGGAGAAAUGUGGUGGGAUUGUGGUAUGCUUCCAAUUGCAGGUAACUGUUUUUUAACAGGUUGAGGGUUUUAUACAGGCAACGAAAAUUUCAUUUAUUUUUUACUUAUAAAGCUCCAACUUAUUAAAAAACGGACUUGAAAUAUAAUUUUUCUUUGGUGUUACAGUGUGUUUCGAAAAUAGAGAGUCGAUAGAUGACUCAUCUAGUGGGCUGUUUCAAAUUAUACGGGGUUUAAUUGAAUUACCGUAAUGUAUAAAUGAAAAUAAUGGUAUUUUGAUUAUUUUUCGUAAUUUCAUUAAAAAAUAUAUAUAUAAAUGGUUAUUUUUGAAAAAUUUCUCGUUUAGUACCGAAAAUGGCAUCGAAAAUACGUUAAUAGGGUCUUUUGCAAUUGGAUUUUUAUCCACUCGAUUAUGAUCUCUAUAGAAGUGUUAAGUUACUGGGUAAAUUAUCCAAUAUUCUAUUAGAGAGUCAAUUGCUACGCUGUCAGAUUUUUAAAUCUGACGUUUAGGGCCGAAAAUGUCUAAAUACCUUAAAAGGUCUCGUAUAGUUCGGUUUCCCAUCCAUUUUCAGAUGAUUUUAUAAAACAUUGAAGAUAGGGUAAAUUAUCCAUUGAAAUAUUUUUUAAAAUAAAUGCUAUGAUGUCAAGUGUUUUAUAUCUGACGUUUCGGACCGGUAAUGCUGUUUAAAUAUGUUAAAUGGUCUCGUAUAAUUCGGUUUUCCAUCCAUUCACAAAUACUUUCAUAAAACGUUGAAGAUAGGGUAAAUUAUCCAUUGAAAUAUAUUUUUUUAAAUAAAUGCUAUGAUGUCACGUGUUUUAUAUCUGACGUUUCGGACCGGUAAUGCUGUCUAAAUAUGUUAAAUGGUCUCGUAUAAUUCGGUUUUCCAUCCAUUCACAGAUCGUUAGGUUUAUUUAGGGGUCAAACUACCCAUUGAAACAUGUUUUUUAUUAAACGCUCGAUUUAGGGUAAAUUAUCUUUAUAAUUAUACUUUUCCUAAGAAAUAAAAGCAACGUUACCAGAUUUUCAUUUACUUCCUAUACCUAUAAAUUCCGUCAAAAUCAUAUUCAAAAUGGUCUCGAUUGAUUUGGUUUUUAAACCAGUUAUUUUACGAGAGUUAUUUGGUUAGAUUUUUGACAUAUGUCGGUCAUCGACUAUAUUGCUGUCACAAUCUUUAAAAUGGUCUCCUAUAAUACGAUUUUUCAUCCAGUAAGUGGUAAUUUUAACAGCAUAAAACGUUUAAUUGGGGUAAAUUACCUGUUAUAAUGAAACAAUUCAUGUAAAAUAACUGCUACGUUGCCAGAUAUUUAAUUCCUGACGUUUUUAACCUAAAAAAUAUUUAAAAUGGUCUCGUACAUUCGAUUUUCCAUCCAGUCAAAGAUGUUUUUAUAAAAAGCUUGAUAUAGGGUAAAUUAUCCAUUAAAUAUUUUUUAAAAUAAAAGCUGCGAUCUCUACUUUUUAAAUUUGACGUUUAUUUCCGGAAAUGCUGUCAAAAUAUGUCAAAUGGUCUCGUAUAAUACGGUUUUUUAUCCAGUUAGUGUUGGUUUUAUCAAUAUAAAAAGCUUAAUUAGGGUAAAUUAUCCACUAUAAAGAUACUUUUCAUAAAAAAUAACCGCUACGUUGCCGGAUCUUUGACACCUGACGAAAAAUAGUUAAAACGAUUCGUCUUUCCAUCCAGUAAAAUUAAGAAAGUAAUUUUUACGUUAUUUCGCUAGAUUUUUAAAAUUUGUCGGUUUUAAUUUGUAAUACAGUCAAAAUAUGUCUCGAAUUGAACAGUUUUUCAAUCACUCUAAAUAUUUUAUCCCUAUAAAACGUUUAAAAUAGGGUGAAUCAUUUACUAUAAUAUCUUUUUAACGAAAAGACAGUACCUGGAAAAAUUUUCGAUAUACGUCGUUUAAAAGUUAGGUUGGGAAACGGCGCCAUCUGUAAAUCAAUCCGGACAGUUACUAUUUCAUAAAAAUGUUACCUGAAACGUCAUUUGAGAGGCGAAAAUCAAUUUAUCGCAUUCGAAUAAUCCCCUCGUAGUAUAUUGAAACACCGAGAACGUGAUACAGGAUAUGAGAUUGUUAACUCUAAUGUUGACAGUUUCACCGGGAUCGGCUCUGGAAAUCGCCUUCUGGAAAACCACGCUGAAAGCCUAAAAAAAAAACAAA
This is a messenger RNA of Diorhabda carinulata, 3768 nucleotides long. Its product is annotated as luc7-like protein 3. Lineage: Eukaryota; Metazoa; Arthropoda; Insecta; Coleoptera; Chrysomelidae. The transcript has 3 exons. The record is from RefSeq and is a predicted model, not a curated record. Bases 99 to 1199 code for a protein of 366 amino acids. Gene Ontology annotation, molecular function: mRNA binding. Gene Ontology annotation, cellular component: U1 snRNP; U2-type prespliceosome. Gene Ontology annotation, biological process: mRNA splice site recognition.